AUGAGUAAUCGCGCCUCGCCCCUCCUCCGACUCCUCGAAGACGCAACCACCAAAUCCCGCAGCAAGACCACAACUCUCCCCAAGAAAUACAGCCUACAGAUCGCCUGCCACGUCAAGCCCAACGCCUCCAGUUCUCGGGAAGGCGUCGUAGCCAUCGGCCCGGAGAAGGUGGACGUCUGCGUUGCCGCGGUGCCUAGGAACGGAGAGGCGAAUAUAGCCGUCGCAAGGGUGUUUGCUCAGAUCUUCGACGUGCCCAAGUCGAAUGCGGAGGUGAUCCGGGGGUUAAAGUCGCGGGACAAGAUCCUCUGUAUCACGGAAUUGGGCAUUGGGAAAGACAGCGAGGAGGAAUUCCUUGAACGAGCGCGGCAGAGAUUACACGAGGCCAUCAUCAAGAAGGAAUAG
Aspergillus clavatus NRRL 1 is the source of this 402-nucleotide messenger RNA. RefSeq names its product DUF167 domain-containing protein. The record is from RefSeq and is a predicted model, not a curated record. Gene Ontology annotation, cellular component: cytoplasm. Lineage: Eukaryota; Fungi; Ascomycota; Eurotiomycetes; Eurotiales; Aspergillaceae. The transcript is spliced from 2 exons. Bases 1 to 402 code for a protein of 133 amino acids.